GUAGUCACGUCACGCCUCUCAAAUUGCUGAAAUUGAAAUCAUUUGUAGUCUAUUGUUCAUCAAUUCCGUUGUUCAUUUCUUGUAAUUGGUCCUCAGCAAUGUCUCUUCCUCGUCAUGUACAAGAUGUUAACUUAAACCUUGAUUUUCAGUCACCAGAUGAGAUAAAGCCCUCUCUGAAAAAGUCUUUUUUAUUGACAAAAUGGAUAAGAAAUAUUAUAUUGGAUUCAUCAUCACGUAAUCUUUUAGCUUUUCUUCUUAUCAAUCUUUCCUUUGCUUUUGUUGAACUUUUGUACGGCAUGUGGACUAAUAGUUUAGGUCUUAUUUCUGACUCAUUUCAUAUGUUAUUUGAUUGUACUGCAUUACUUGCUGGCUUAGUUGCUACAGUGGUAUCAAAGUGGCCUCCAAAUGACCACUACUCUUAUGGGUAUGUUCGUGCAGAAGUUAUUGCUGGUUUCAUUAAUGCACUUUUUCUACUAUUUAUUGCUUUUUUUAUAUUUGCAGAGGCAAUUGAGAGAGCUUUUGAACCACCUGAAGUGAAACAUGACCGAUUAUUGGUUGUAUCUGUUGGUGGUUUUAUUGUUAACUUAAUUGGGAUUUUUGCAUUUCAUCAUGGAGGUCAUAGUCACUCUCAUAGCCAUAGUUCAUGUAGUCAUAGCCAUGAUCAUUCACAUGGUUCAGUUCUUGACACUCAUGCUGAUCAUGUUCAUAAAUCUCAUCAUCAUGAUGCCUCAAAAGGAAGUAACUCUCAGAUAAUGCAAGGUUAAUUUAACUUUUACUGUUUUAUGUUUAUGUGAAGUGUACUGUUGGUGGGAAAGUUUGGAUAGUGUUAAUUUAGCCAAAUUUAAUGUUUUGAUAGCCUAUCACCAAAAUAAAAAUCCAA
Amphimedon queenslandica is the source of this 880-nucleotide messenger RNA. RefSeq names its product zinc transporter 7-like. Gene Ontology annotation, molecular function: zinc ion transmembrane transporter activity. The record is from RefSeq and is a predicted model, not a curated record. Bases 99 to 764 code for a protein of 221 amino acids. Gene Ontology annotation, cellular component: cytoplasmic vesicle; membrane; Golgi apparatus. Gene Ontology annotation, biological process: intracellular zinc ion homeostasis; zinc ion import into Golgi lumen. The transcript has 6 exons. NCBI's taxonomy places the organism in Eukaryota, Metazoa, Porifera, Demospongiae, Haplosclerida, Niphatidae.